GAGUGCCUUCGUUUUCGUUACUCACAUGGCAACACAUUUCGACAAACAAGGCACAUGACGACAAACAAGUUUUGAGUUUCAGCGCAGAUUCCAACGGUGGAGAACAAUUGAGUACAAUAUAUUUAUCUCUACUGCUUUCUGUUGAUAGACAUUCAGAAAAGUCAUGAAAAUCGAGGAGGUAAAAAGCACCACGAAAACUCAGCGCAUUGCGUCUCACAGUCAUGUGAAGGGACUCGGAUUAGACGAGGCCGGCAAUGCUAAGCAGAGUGCGUCAGGUCUUGUGGGACAGGAGACUGCGAGAGAGGCUUGCGGUAUUAUUGUGGAACUGAUCCGCUCAAAGAAGAUGGCAGGCAGGGCAGUGUUGCUCGCUGGGCCACCUGGAACAGGAAAGACAGCAAUGGCCUUGGCCAUGGCACAGGAGCUGGGUAACAAGGUGCCUUUCUGCCCCAUGGUUGGAAGUGAGGUUUACUCUUCUGAGAUCAAGAAAACGGAGGUGCUGAUGGAGAACUUCAGGAGAGCGAUAGGCCUGCGUAUCAAGGAGACCAAGGAGGUAUAUGAGGGCGAAGUGACGGAGCUGACCCCCUGUGAGACAGAGAACCCAAUGGGAGGCUACGGAAAGACCAUCAGCCAUGUCAUCAUUGGCCUGAAGACGGGCAAGGGCACGAAGCAACUCAAGCUGGAUCCCAGUAUCUAUGAGAGCCUCCAGAAGGAGCGAGUGGAGGUGGGAGAUGUCAUCUACAUAGAGGCCAACAGCGGAGCUGUCAAGAGACAAGGUCGUUGUGACACCUUCGCGACCGAGUUUGACCUUGAGGCAGAGGAGUAUGUACCGCUGCCCAAAGGCGAUGUACACAAGAAGAAAGAGAUCAUUCAAGAUGUUACUUUACAUGACCUGGACAUUGCAAACGCUCGACCCCAGGGAGGCCAGGACAUCUUGUCCAUGAUGGGACAACUGAUGAAGCCCAAGAAGACAGAAAUCACAGAUAAGCUCCGUACUGAGAUCAACAAAGUGGUGAACCGGUACAUUGACCAGGGGGUGGCUGAGCUGGUCCCUGGGGUGCUGUUUGUAGACGAGGUCCACAUGCUUGACAUCGAGUGUUUCACUUACCUCCACCGAGCUCUCGAGAGCACCAUCGCCCCCAUUGUAGUCUUUGCAUCCAACAGGGGCAACUGCCUCAUAAGGGGGACAGAAGACAUCAGCUCUCCUCAUGGGAUUCCUCUGGACCUGUUGGACAGAGUUAUGAUCAUCCGUACCAUGCUUUACACCCUGCAAGAGAUGAAGCAGAUCAUCAAGAUCCGUGCUCAAACUGAGGGAAUUAAUAUCAGCGAUGAAGCACUCAGCCACUUGGCAGAGAUCGGCAACAAGACCACCCUCAGGUAUGCAGUGCAGCUGAUGACCCCUGCCAAUCUUCUGGGGCGUGUUCAGGGUAAGGAAGGUGUGGAGAGGGAGCAGAUUGAGGAGAUCAAUGAGCUCUUCUAUGAUGCCAAGUCCUCUGCAAAGAUCCUCCAGGACCAGCAGCAUAAAUAUAUGAAAUGACCUGUGGAAUCUCUUCAGUGGCAUGUUUUCACUGCUCACUAGUUGUGACAUUUAUUUAAAAUGAAUAGCCUUCCCUUUGAUACCCAUUAUUUCCAUAUGAUUUUGUUUUGUUCUCCCUUUCAUUGGUGUAAAAUGCCAGUUGGUAAGUUCUCCCAGCUGUGCCUUGUUGACAUAAAUUGUUCAAUAUUGGGAUAUAAUUUGACACAUCCAAGAUAUUACAUGUGGGCUGCCAUAAAACACAUUGUUAAACUUCACUUUGUAUUAGCUACUUAGACUUGCAUUACUGUCAAGGGAUUAAACUGCGAAAUGUUGGUGUUAUAAAUAUACUUGUUUUGUGUAACAUGAGUAAAGAGAGCAUUUUUUACAUUUGUAA
Molecule: messenger RNA, 1907 nt
Organism: Hypomesus transpacificus
Lineage: Eukaryota; Metazoa; Chordata; Actinopteri; Osmeriformes; Osmeridae
Gene: ruvbl1
Product: RuvB-like AAA ATPase 1
Exons: 11
Coding region: 164-1534 (456 amino acids)
Biological process (GO): box C/D snoRNP assembly; chromatin remodeling; regulation of transcription by RNA polymerase II
Cellular component (GO): Ino80 complex; NuA4 histone acetyltransferase complex; Swr1 complex
Molecular function (GO): DNA helicase activity; ATP binding; ATP hydrolysis activity
Source: RefSeq, a predicted model, not a curated record